This is a messenger RNA of Delphinapterus leucas (beluga whale), 6247 nucleotides long. The record is from RefSeq and is a predicted model, not a curated record. NCBI's taxonomy places the organism in Eukaryota, Metazoa, Chordata, Mammalia, Artiodactyla, Monodontidae.
CGGCCCUGCGGCCUCGGGUUGCCUUGGCAGCGACUUGUCGGGACACAGGGGGACGGCGGAGGGGGGAACGUGAGCGCGCCCCUUCUCUCUCCUCCGCCUCUUCUGUCCACCAUUACCGUGCCUUCACCUGCAGCUCUCAGGAGAUGGGGCCGGGCGGUGUCUGGGUCCGUGUGCGUUUCUGCGGGAAGGAGCAGGAGUUUGAUUCUUCCUUCUCACUGAACUAGCGGGCUUGGACUGGGAUGUCAGAAAUCCUGGUUUCCGCCUCUGGUGCUGGUCGGGAGGGGACGGGGAAAGGUGAGGACCAUCCCUCCACGGCUGCUUCCUCAAUUUUCCCAGCCCAGCAAUGGGAAGGAUCAAGUUUUCUCCUUUCCCACAGGGAUGAUAUGAGGAUAAAGAGAUUUAUCAGCCCCCAGUCAAGUCAGGAGUGUAAAUAGAGUCAUGCGUGUAAACUGCUUCACCAGAGAUGGGUGGUUAUGAAUGGGUUCAGUGCUUUGGCAAGAUGUUGUCUGAAAAUGAGUUUGAAUGACUAGGGCUUGAGUGCUAGGGCUGUGUCCUUUUAUCUCUCUGUUUCUUGGAUCACCUGGACUGGGGAAGAGCACCCAGCAGGUGCUCAAUACAUGUUGAAUUAAGCAAAGUAGGGACCUGUCCCUUUGUUGUAUUUAUGGCAUCAGUAUUUUAAACGAUGGAACCCUUUUCUCCGAGAAGGGUGGUGCUGCUUUAAUGGGUAGGGUGGUUCUGCCUCAAGAAUAUUCUAAUGAAGUACUGAAAGCAGAAUCUUACAUUUUUGGAAAUUGAUUCAUUAGUCAUUAAACUUCAUUUUCAGUGAUCUUGGUAUUCAUGGGAGCAACUGGAAGACUUAGUCCCUUUUUUACAAUUUGGAGAAACUGAGACACAUUUUUAAAUUUCAUGUAACAAAUAUGCAGCAGGGCAAAAUGAAAUAUUCUUUGAAAAAUAAAACCUGUGCCUAAACAUACACACGUAAGUCUUUUGACUGUCAAAUGGGAGCCUUUUGGGAUGCUACACUUAUUCCAUGGGUGCUACCAUUGGCAAAACGUCUUGUGUUUCCAUAUGAAUUUGCCUUAAGGGCCUGUGGCAUCAUGUUAGUGAUGGCAAGUUUUUAUCCUUUGAAGGAAUAUUUUUUUGUUUGAAAGGGCCAGAACUUAUUUGGAACAAAUCCAUGUGAUGAAGUGUGGUGGGUGGAGGAUGACAGUACUCAAACUUGGCUCUACUAUUUUUGGGUGAAAAUGUUUCAUGAGUAUAAAGUAAGGGGACUGAUUUUCUCUUCUGGAGAGUAAACAAGCUCACAAGGCAAUUCCAAAUGGCAGAAGAGUUUCCAGAAAUAUUUUGCACAGUGAUUGCAUUGCUGAAAUAAUUGUACAGCCUCCCAGAAGUAAUAAAAACUUUGAAAGAUUUUAUUAUUUUGGAUUUGUAAGCUCUUUUGUUCAGCAGACAAUUAGUGCCACCUGUGAACAAUCUGCCGGGCCCUGUUGAGUGAGGCAGAGUUCCACCUUAAGGAGAACCCUUUAAUAGAAUGUUCAUCUAUUGUACAUAAUUAUGAUACGGGAUGACAAGUGUUAGCUCAGUGGGAGCACAGAAGAAACGGUGGGUAAGGGUAGAAGUUACUUAGAUUGGGGAGUAGGGAAUAGGGAGGAAGGGAUGGAUGGUAGUACUCCAGGCAAAGGAGACAGUCUCUGUUUGCUGACAUGAAGGCAUGUUCAGAUACACGACAGAGAGUGGUGAAAUAUGGUUGGAGGGAUAAUUUGGACCCGAUCAUGAAGGGUUGUGUUUGUCAAAAAGUUUGAACUUUGAGUAAUGGAGAGACGUUAAAGGUUUUCGAACAGGAGAGUGACAUUGCUUUUAGAAAGAAAACUGGUAGCUGUGUGGAGGAUGGACUGAAAUGGGGAAAGAUUGGUGAAAAGAAACCAGACUGGAGGCUCUUUGAAUAAUUUUGGGGAGUGUAACGUAGGAUUAAAUAAAGUUUUGUGGCUGUUGAGACGGAGAAGGGGGGCUUAGAUUUAGGAAUUAUGGUUAAAAAAUAUGGUUUAGUUUACUUCUUUUUUGUGUGCCUGCUUUACACAUAGCAGCAACCUUAUGAAGGAUAUAAAGGUGUCAAGGCAGUCAUCCUUGUGUCUCAUUCAUUCUGUGGGAUGUGAUGAGUGAGGGAAGACUGAGAGUUGACCCUGAAGGUGACCCGUGGACUGCUCUGAGGGAACACCACUGCCACUGGCAGAGGAAGGUGGGCAGAAAGCUUCGGGCUCAGAAUCAGGUCUUGAAAAAAGGUGUCGUGGAUGAACAAGCAAAUUCUGCUGCUUUAAAGGAACAACUGAAAAUGAAGGAUCAAUCACUGAGAAAACUACAGCAGGAAAUGGACAGUUUGACAUUCCGAAAUCUGCAGCUUGCCAAGAGAGUAGAGCUACUUCAAGAUGAGCUGGCUCUAAGUGAACCCCGAGGCAAGAAAAACAAGAAAAGUGGAGAAUCUUCUUCUCAGUUGAGUCAAGAGCAGAAGAGUGUCUUUGAUGAAGACCUGCAAAAGAAGAUAGAAGAGAAUGAACGGUUGCACAUACAAUUUUUUGAAGCCGAUGAGCAGCACAAGCACGUGGAAGCAGAGCUAAGGAGUCGGCUGGCCACUCUGGAGAUGGAAGCGGCCCAGCACCAAGCUGUGGUCGAUGGCCUGACCCGGAAGUACAUGGAAACCAUCGAGAAGCUGCAGAACGACAAGGCUAAACUAGAGGUAAAAUCUCAGACUCUAGAAAAGGAGGCCAAGGAAUGUCGACUUCGGACAGAAGAAUGUCAGUUACAGUUAAAGAAUCUUCAUGAAGAUUUGUCAAGUAGAUUAGAGGAAUCCUUAUCAAUCAUCAGUGAAAAAGUACCUUUUAAUGAUACAAAAUAUAGUCAGUAUAAUGCUCUGAACGUUCCAGUCCACAAUAGGAGACAUCAGCUGAAGAUGCGGGAUAUCGCUGGGCAGGCCCUGGCUUUUGUUCAAGAUCUCGUCAAGGGUCUUCUGAACUUUCACACCUAUACAGAACAGAGGAUUCAGAUUUUUCCUGUUGAUUCUGCCAUUGACACUAUAUCUCCAUUGAAUCAGAAGUUCUCACAGUAUCUUCAUGAAAAUGCAUCCUAUGUCCGCCCUCUUGAGGAAGGAAUGCUUCAUUUAUUUGAAAGUAUUACUGAGGAUACUGUGACUGUCCUGGAGACAACUGUGAAAUUGAAAACUUUUUCAGAGCACUUAACCUCUUACAUAUGUUUUCUUAGGAAGAUUCUUCCUUAUCAGUUAAAAAGUUUAGAAGAAGAAUGUGAAGCUUCCCUUUGCACAUCUGCAUUACGAGCCAGGAAUCUAGAGCUGUCCCAGGACAUGAAAAAGAUGACAGCUGUGUUUGAGAAGCUGCAGACUUACAUUGGUCUUCUCGCCUUGCCAAGUACGGAGCCAGAUGGACUCCUUCGGACAAACUACAGUUCUGUCUUAACAAAUGUUGGUGCUGCUCUGCAUGGAUUUCACGAUGUCAUGAAAGAUAUUUCCAAACAUUAUAGUCAAAAGGCUACAAUAGAGCAUGAACUUCCAACAGCAACACAGAAGCUCAUAACAACUAAUGAUUGCAUCCUGUCAUCAGUAGUGGCAUUGACAAAUGGAGCAGGAAAGAUUGCAUCUUUCUUCAGCAACAACGUGGACUACUUCAUUGCUUCCCUGAGCUACGGGCCUAAGACAGCGAGUGGAUUCAUCAGUCCUCUCUCAGCUGAAUGCAUGCUGCAAUACAAGAAAAAAGCUGCUGCCUAUAUGAAGGCUUUGAGAAAGCCCCUCUUGGAAUCUGUGCCUUAUGAAGAAGCACUGGCAAACCGCCGGGUCCUUCUCAGCUCUACUGAAAGUCGAGAAGGCCUUGCACAACAGGUUCAGCAGAGUUUGGAGAAGAUUUCUAAACUGGAGCAGGAAAAAGAACAUUGGAUGUUGGAAGCACAGUUAGCUAAAAUCAAGCUGGAGAAAGAAAACCAGCGAACUGCAGAUAAACUGAAGAGCACAAGUAGUGGGCAGGCGGUUGGGGUAGCCCAGGAAGGGGCCACCGUGGUGACCGCUGCGGGCCAGGAAGAUGCGUCUGCCAAGGCUGUGCCGGUGCCCGUUCACAGCACUAGUUUGGGGAAGGUGACUGCCUAGAAGAACAUUUAACAAACAGAGCAGAAUUCUGACAUCAGUUCGGGUACCAUCUGGGGAAGUGCAACGCUGCCAGCACUCAUCUUUGGACUUCCCUUCAGAGUCCGUUUAUUGAUCAGGUCAGACUGUUCUCCAUUGGGUCUGAUUUCUUCUUUCUCCUGUCUUCUCUCCCUGCUUCCCUGCAUCUGCUCCUUCCGUUUUCUCCCAUUUGCACUAACAGUAAUUGGUGCUGGCAGGGAGUAACUAUGGGAGCAGACCAGGGAGGGCACUGAUGACAGUGAUAGUAAUUGCAGUAAUCAUAUGCCAGCCACGGUUCUAAGGACUUUUCAGUGUGUUAACUCAGUCAGUCCUCACACAGAUCCUAUGAGAUUGCAGGUACUAUCAUAUCUUCAUUUUAUAGAUGAGGAAACUGGUGGACAGAGAGGUAGAGUAACUCAUCUGAAGUCACACACUUGGUAAGUGAUGGAUCUAGGGUUCAAACCCAGAACAUCUAGGUCCACACCCUGUCCUUUUAAUCAACAUGGCCUUUUGCUCUGAUGGGUGUCAGAAAAUAGAUCAGCGGACAAACGUAUUUGUUUAUGGCUUGCGUUUCUGAAGUACUGGAAGUUGGCAACACUGGUGUAUUUGAGUCAUUAAUGUCAGUUGCUGAAAGUUGAGGACUGUCUUUUUAUUUGAACAUUUUCAAAGGAGAGCACAGUAUUCUUACAUAUGUAAGUGAGAAAGAUUUCCAGGGACAUGGGAAACCUUUAGUACCAAACACUAUUGGUCUGUGAGUGAUGAUGACUUUAUUUGGGCUUGGUGAGUUUGGAAGUUGCUAUAACUUUAAGUUGUCUGUCUGGUUAGCAUGUGUGUGCUAUUUCUGUCUGCAUCUGUUAAGGAUCUCUUUCCUCCCACCCACUUCAUAAGGUGCUAGAAGAGUAAUUUUCCUAGAGUAUGUUACUGAUUAUGCACUCUAUUGCUUCUAGACUUUUAGUGGCUCCCUAUUAUCUAUAGGAUAUAGUCCACUCAUUAGUUUGGCAUUCAAGGUCUGUGAACACCUAUUCCAAACUACCUUUCUUCAGCAUUUCCCUGUACAAACUCAAACCGAGCUUUCUUUCCUGAUAACGUUUUUUUGUGUUUUUGCUUCCCUGUAUUGUUCAAGCUGUUUCUUUUGCCUGGAUGCGUAUUUAUUCAUAACUCCUGUCACCUACAUACUCAAAUACUUUGCCUUCCAACUCCUCGACUUUCUUGAAUUCAAAACUCUUCCCAUCAUUAAGAUACAGUUGAGUUGCCACAUUUUCCAUGAACCCCAGUUUUGGGCAUUGUCUUUGACAGUCAGGAUCAGAGAACCAAGACCUUGUUGGCCUCCUUGCAUUUUUCACAGUCUAGUCUAUAUGGUGAAUGUAUUCCCGUCCCUUGGUUGCUUUCAGUCUAAUGGAAUGAGAGCCUGGAUAGACAUCUGUCCAGAGUGCUGGGAGAUGACAGAGAAGUUGCCUGGAGGGCUUGGGGAGGGCAUCCCAAAGGAGGUAACAUGGGUGGGUUUCAUAAAUGAGCAGGAGGCCGAGGCAGGAGAAGAGUAUUUCAGGCUGAGAGAAGGGUCUCCCCACAUAAUUCACUUUCUCUCCUGCACGUGGCAGAUUCCUGCUGAAAAUAACCUGGAGACAAUAGAGAGAAAAAGGGAGGCUUUUUUUUUUUUUUGCCUUCCCUGAUGUUUCCUUUUCAGCCUUUCUUUUUAUCACCCCACCGCCCCCCCAACCUCCCAUCCUGCCUUAAGUCAAGUUAAGUGAACUGAGUGUGUGUGUCUCCUUCUGUUGUCUUCCUCUUGGGUGUUGGAACAAAGUCUAUGCCCAUUUUAAAGUUAAUUGACUAACAAAGGAAACGCAAAAGUCCCCAGAAGAUUCCUUUGGUUCAAGCACUUUGGGGCUGAAAAAGUUACAUCAGAUAGAAACUUCUUAUUUCUAACCCUAUAGCAUUGCAAAAGUUAAAUGUUUAUUAUGUUUAAUUAACAUAUCUAGGACUGUAAUUUGAACAUUCAGCCCCCUGUUAAUUAUUGUAAUAAAAGGUAGGGACUUCUCUGGUGCCGGAGUGGUUAAGAAUCUGCCUGCCGGGCUUCCCUGGUGGCGCAGU